AAGGUUCCUGGCUUCAUUCUUCGCCGUUUCAAUCACAGAAUCACUAAAAAUUAGACUUGAGUCUUACGUUUCAAUUUAAACGCCGCUGACUCGCCUCCAGUUUCUUUCCCAUUUAUUUUCCCGGGAAAGUUUCUGUUUGGCUGCCCAGAAAAUCUGUGCUCCACUCAGAAACAUUCACAAAACGGGUUUUCGAGGCGAGCGAGUGGGUCCGCAUCGGAGUCCCAAAACACACACACUUCUGCCAAUUUAUGAGCACGAGAUCCCGUAAUUCGAUACAGGAGUAGGGGUUUCGUGUAUGUAUGUAUGUAUGUAUGGAUCCUGCUCUCAAGCUCUGCGUCUUGUUACUCAUUCUUCUCGGAUUAGUGAAUGGUUCUUUUGCGGAAAAUGAUUAUGGACGCUGCGAAAGCGUUGUUAAGAGUUGGGCGCGUUCUUCGCUCGAUGAGGAAAUGACAAAAGAUGAUAAGCACACAUUAAGAGAUUUGCUGUUUUUUCUGCAUGUUCCUAGAACGGGAGGGAGAACCUAUUUUCACUGUUUUUUGAAGAAAUUGUAUCCCAGCUAUCUGGAGUGUCCUCGCUCGUAUGAUAAGUUGCGCUUUGAUCCAAGUAAACCAAAAUGCAGGCUGUUAGUUACACAUGAUGACUAUAGUAUAACGUCCAAACUUCCAAGGGAGAGAACUUCUGUUGUUACCAUACUUAGGGAUCCAGUUGACCGUGUUUUUAGUACUUAUGAAUUCUCAAUAGAGGUUGCAGCUAGAUUUUUGGUGCAUCCAAACUUGACGUCCGCAACAAAGAUGGCUUUACGCCUAAGCUCUAAGACUAAAGGAGUAAGCACACUGGAUAUCUGGCCUUGGAAGUAUCUGGUUCCAUGGAUGAGGGAAGACCUAUUUGCUAGGAGAGAAGCUAGGUACAGUAGGGGACUGAAUAUCAUUGAAAGCAAUGAUUCUUAUGACAUGGAAGAUUUUGCAAUGCCAUUACAAGAAUACAUCAAUGAUCCUGUGGCUGUGGAUGUUGUACAUAAUGGAGCCACAUUCCAGGUUGCAGGUUUGACAAACAAUUCUUAUAUAGCAGAAGCACAUGAAGUGCGCCAUUGUGUACAGAAAUAUAAGACUCUUGGUAAAUAUGUGCUACAAGUUGCAAAGAAGAGACUGGAUGAGAUGUUAUAUGUUGGUCUUACUGAGGAGCACAGAAAAUCUGCCACAAUGUUUGCAAAUGUGGUUGGUGCUCAAGUGAUAUCACAACUUAAUGCACCAAACACUAGCCUGGAAACUACUGAUAAGACAGAAAGGAGUUCAUUUACGGAUAAUGAUCCCGAUAGCAGUGAACAUCAGAAUAGUACCUUGGACAGAGGAGAAAGUGCGGUUACUUCAAGUGAAGGGGGAGAAGCAACAGAAUUUAAUAUGACUGUUGGAGAACUAAUGGAUGCUUAUGAAGUCUGCAUUUCCAAUUUACGUAAGGCCCAGUCACGCCGACGCAUCUCUUCUUUGAAGAGGAUUUCUCCAGUGAACUUUACAAAGGAGGCACGUCUUCAGGUUCCUGAAGAGAUUCUCCACAAGAUACGGUCUCUUAAUGACCUUGACUUACAGCUCUAUGAAUAUGCAAAAGCCAUUUUCAAUAAACAACAUAAAACCUCAUUGCUGAUUACUGAGGAGAGUUGGGACAACAUAUCAGGCAGUGCAUAUGGCCUCUGGAGGGUCGUUACGCUAGCAAUUACUUGUGUCUUCUUCAUUUUCUUAUUCUUACUAAUUGUAAAUGUGAGAAGAAGAACGUCCAAAGUUAAGAAGUGAAAGUAAUUAAAUCAUAAUAUGUGGGAUCACAGAGUCUAAAAGAUUUUAGAGAACAGAUAUUUUAGACAAAGCCAUGGUUUGAAUUGAACCAUCGAUAUUCUCAUCCCCGGUCGUAUAGCUUAUACAGUUAAACUGGAUUUUGUUCUAAGUUUUGUCCAUUGAUGAGAAUCCCAGUUCUUGAUUUCUGUUAGGCGUUUCCUUUUUACUUUUAUUUUCAUUUUUGUCCACUAUUCUUUUUCAUUUGACGACAUUCAGCUGGUUAUGGGGGUUAACUCUGCAA
This is a messenger RNA of Glycine soja, 2064 nucleotides long. Its product is annotated as protein-tyrosine sulfotransferase. The coding region runs from base 300 to 1784 and encodes 494 amino acids. Gene Ontology annotation, cellular component: membrane. The transcript is spliced from 13 exons. NCBI's taxonomy places the organism in Eukaryota, Viridiplantae, Streptophyta, Magnoliopsida, Fabales, Fabaceae. Gene Ontology annotation, molecular function: heparan sulfate 6-sulfotransferase activity. The record is from RefSeq and is a predicted model, not a curated record.